AUGAUGCGAAAUUUGGUGGUUUUCUCUCUUUGUGUAGCACUGAUCUGCGCUGCUGAAGAUUCUGGAAGUUCAUCUGAGCCCGAACAUGUUCAUCAUGAUCAAAGGAUCAUCGAUGGAGAGCUAGCAAAACCUGGACAAUUUCCGUACAUCGUUCGAAUGACUAUGAACAAUAAGUAUAACAUACCGUCGUCAUGCGCUGGAAUUAUCCUGUCUGAAGUGUUCCUGCUCAGUGCUGGUCAUUGCUGUUUCAAAGCUAGUAAUGUAACAGUGAGCGAUCUUAACGCGAAGGAAGAUGACGGAACCGAACAAAUUCGGUCUCAGAUGGACGUCGUCGUUCAUGAGAAUUACGUCGAUGAGAUACCGCCACCAAAUGAUAUUUGCUUCUUGAAACUGCAUGAUCCAUUGAUAUUCAACGAAUACGUCUCAUCGAUCCCGCUACCCGGAAGUUACGAAGAAAUGCUCUCCGGCCAGAGGUUCUUGAUUGUCGGGUGGGGUUUAACUUGGUAUCCAGGAGCCUCGACUUCUCGCGAGUUGCGUUGGGGCAUGGUGGAUAACUUUAAUUUUGAAGAGUGCCGCCGACAAUAUUCGCAACACGAUUGCCUCGUGAAUGAAGACAUGAUUUGCGCUGCUGGAAGGUAUCCUGACAACUUCGACACAUGUGAUGGCGAUUCUGGUGGACCUCUGGUGAAAUUUGAUCCACAGGGAACUAAUUUACUUGCUGGGAUUGCAUCUUGGGGAUAUAAAUGCGGAUUGCCCGACUUUCCUGGAGUUUACACCAAGGUGUCACACUUUGUGGACUGGAUUCAAGAACAAAAGAGGAAUUAUUCUUGA
This is a messenger RNA of Notodromas monacha, 831 nucleotides long. The record is from the annotation of a GenBank genome assembly. Lineage: Eukaryota; Metazoa; Arthropoda; Ostracoda; Podocopida; Cyprididae.